CAGACCAACCAACAGUCAGGAGUAGGGUCUCAAAAACACCAACACACAUCUCAUCAUCCGUAAUUAACACCUUCGCACACGGAAAAUGUCCACAUUCGCUGGCCAUCCAUCCAUCUAUCCGGUCAGUCUCUCUCUCUCUCUCUCUCUCAGUAUGUGGUGACAGCGGGCCACCCCAGCACCUGCCGUAUCUCCUCCAGCCGCUUCCUGUUGCUGUCGUUGUCGCCCUACACAACACACACACACACACACCCAUCAGCAGCCAGUGUGUGAAUGGUUGUGCUGGUGGGGCCUGCCUGCCCGUGUGUCGGCUUACGAGUGGAGUGGUGAAUGGGAACACAAAGAUGGUGUCCCUCGACCUUGAGCUGGCCAAACACAGCUUCAGGUCGGGCUUCAUCAGAAACUCAAUGUCGUCAUAACCGCCAGGAAUGAACGAAGGCACCUACCGCACAGACACACAGAAACAUGAUAAGAGGGAGAACACAUGAGUGUCUUGCUGCUUGUGUGGCUGUUGUUUGACACACUGACUUCAGCUCUGAGGUAGAGCCGCUCAUCGUCGACUCUUUUGACGGUCGCCUCGGGCCAAAAAGUCACCGUCUGCACCAGCUUGUUCCACGCUGCAUGGCAUUGAUGCAACCACAACAUCUGCAGGCUCCGUCCGAGUGCGUAAUGCAAGGCACGGCACCUGACCUGCUCGUGGGUCGCUUUGCCUGUCCUCGAAUGAGCCCUCGUAGGACCAGGGCGGCACAUACCUCUCGGGCACACGCACUGCAGAGCUGCUCACCUGCGCACAAACCACACGACACACUCUUUCUCUCACGAGUAUGUGCUGUGCAGCAAAUAUGUGCAAUCAUCAAUCUAUCCGACGUCUCGCCUCCCUUACGCAGUUCUGCGUCGCUCGGCACUCACGCAGCCUGGACAGUACAGUACCAGCCGCCCACAAGCAGAACACGGACACGGACAACCCUCUCCGUGUGUGUGAUUGAUUGAUUGAUCGGCCGAGGUGGGCCUACGUGCUGUACCUACCUGCCGUCUUUGAGGUCGCUGUGUCUGCACGAGAUCUUUUGCCCGAAUGCCAGCGGCACCGUCUCGCACUCACGAGUCUCCUCGGCACUCAACCGAAGGCUGCGCGACACAUCGCCCUCACCACAGGCACAUUGUGCAUAGGCCGUCAAACCCGCCAUUGCAGCCAGAUGGCCUCCGAUAAGCUCUCGCCGGGACUUGUGAACGGACAUGGAACACUGAUGCCUUCUCCUCGCUGCAGAGGGAAAGGGCCUCUGCUGCUGCCGACGAGCCGCAUAAGACGGUCCUCUCUCACUCAGGUAUGCCUUGACGGCUCGGCAGAAGAGCCACAUGGCCAGCAACAGCCACGAGUGCAUAAUUGACGAGCGCCCGGUCAGCUGACGUGAGUGCAUCUUCAAUGAACCGACCUGCAGACGCAACACACACGGAAAGGCAAUGAAUGAGCGCGUCUGCUUCAAGAGAUCUACACGUGGUUCUGAUAGCAUUGCCUUUUCUGGGCUCUGCUGUGUGCUCGGCCGACCGUCUGCUGCCCGUUUCGCCG
Molecule: messenger RNA, 1561 nt
Organism: Vitrella brassicaformis
Lineage: Eukaryota; Vitrellaceae
Source: the annotation of a GenBank genome assembly